Gryllus bimaculatus (two-spotted cricket) is the source of this 794-nucleotide messenger RNA. The record is from the annotation of a GenBank genome assembly. Lineage: Eukaryota; Metazoa; Arthropoda; Insecta; Orthoptera; Gryllidae.
AUGGUGUCAUCAUAUGAACUUGACCUGGACUACGGGAUUUCCCAGGUACAGCACGAACAUGCCCAGCACGACCACUUGGAGAAGAACCACGCCCUGCUGCACCCUUCUGCACUCUCAGAAGUUCAUACACCUAGAAUCAAAAGUAAACCUCAUAUUAAUAAGAAUGUGUAUAAAGCAAUAGAUGUGACAGUUAUUUUGAUGUGUUGGAAGCAGACCCUGAUGCUAAUUUCACCAGGACAGUAUUGGGCAAUCGAACCUGAGUACCUCCAGAUGUUGAGGAUGACGAAGAGGAUGUCGAGGUUCCAGAUAAUUCUGGUCAUCUUUGGGGUAACAGAAGAAAGUCCUCAAGAGACAGUGAGCGGACGAGGCAUCCCUUCUUGUGAAGCUAAUACAUAAGAGGGGAAUCUGGAAUUUUUAAGUGAAGCAGUCCCUCCACCCAGAACACCCAAUGUAGGGUUGGCCUGAUUUGGUGAUAAAUCAUCACUCGCAAGCUCAGAAGUAAUUACCUGGCAGACAUCAAGACAACAUUAGCAAAGAACAGAAGCACAAGGAAUAAUAGGAUCUCAGAAUCACUACAUAUAGGAACAUGGACUGUUAAAGGCUUGCAAAUAAAGAAAUACAAAACCAAUUACAGUAAACUUGCUCAAUGCGGAACGUGUAUAAUGUGGAAAUCUGUCCAAUAUGAACAUAAAUCACAGUCCUGGCAAAUAUAAAUUCUAGAGUAUUACAUUGUAUAAUGCGGAAUCUUGUCUAAUACCGAAAACAAUACUGGUUGUUUGAGCUUCCGCAUUGGG